Molecule: messenger RNA, 2078 nt
Organism: Ooceraea biroi (clonal raider ant)
Lineage: Eukaryota; Metazoa; Arthropoda; Insecta; Hymenoptera; Formicidae
Gene: Spt3
Product: Transcription initiation protein Spt3
Biological process (GO): RNA processing; transcription by RNA polymerase II
Cellular component (GO): nuclear exosome (RNase complex); cytoplasm
Molecular function (GO): protein heterodimerization activity; RNA binding
Source: RefSeq, a predicted model, not a curated record
GUUGCAACAUAACUUGGUCAACAUAACCUAAUAUAUUUAAUAUAAAUAUAAUACAAAUUUGUGAAAAAUAUUAGGAAAAUAACAUAAGAAUUUAAGGUUAGGUUAUCGACUAAGAAGUGUUUUUAGGAUUCAAGAAAUCAAAAAUAUUAACAGGUUAAGGACGCGUACCUCGAGGCAUCAAAUCAAUAAGGAAAAAAAAGGAAAUCAUCAUUACUGAAAGGAAUAGCGACAAAUGAUGGAUUCUGAGGAGCAGGAGGACAUUAUCAUUUGCGUGCCCGGACAAAGGUUGUGCAUAGCGAACCAAGUUAGGUUAGCUGGGCUUGGCACGUAUGAGGAACAAGGCUAUAUUUAUUCGAAGCUUGCCGGCGUUGUGCAACUAACAGACGAAAAAACUCACACAAUUACUGUGCGUGGUAUAACAGAGCAAAGUAUUGUUCCUGCACCAGGUGACAUCGUGACAGCUAUGGUCACUGUAGUUAAUCACAGAUUUUGCAAAUGCAGCAUCAAGUGUGUCGGUGACAUAGUAUUGACAAGACCUUACAAAGGAAUCUUAAGGAAGGAAGAUGUUCGAGCGGUUGACAAGGACAGAGUAGAAAUGUACAAGUCGUAUCGACCUGGAGACAUAAUUCUGGCAAGAGUUUUGCCAAUGACAGAAGCACAUACUUAUCAGUUGAGUACUGCAGAAAACGAAUUGGGAGUGGCUAUAGCUCAUAGUGAGGAAGAAAUUCGACAAAUGAUGCAUGGAUUUGGUGACAGUAACGAACCGCUGUUGGAGUCUGCAAAGGUCAUAGAGGACGUCGUGUUACAACAAAUGAAAACAAUUGUUAGAAGAGCAUGCGAAAUUGCCGACAGGCGAGCCAGUUCGAAAAAGAAUAGCGUUAUCAGCGGAGAGGACAUCCUCUUUCUAUUGCGCAAAAACAAGAUGAAACUGCGGCGUCUCAUGAAAUAUCUUGAGCUCAAAGAGUUGGGCUGUUCGGUUCAAAAGAUGAUGACAACCGACGUGCCGCAGAACAUGAUUGUGGAAUCUGACGAGAUAGACGGUACGAAGAAGAAAAUGCCAUUUCAGAGCUUCCUAGAGCAGAUCGACAACACGGGUGAACUUUUUGAGAGCACGUUCGCGGUCGACGAGGUCAAGCAGCGCAGGUGCAUCCGCGCCGACAUCGCGGCGCGGUCCAUGGACGAAGUGCGUUACAUGAAAUUCAGCAAAGCACGUCGCGUUUCCUUUGCGAAUAAAAAUCAGCACAAAUUCAACGAUUGGAUAUGCGUCGGUGGUGAUGUCACACUGUCGAAGCAAGCGUACACGAUCUUGAGUUAUCUCGCGUACGAAACGGUUGCCGAGAUUGUUGAUCUGACUUUCCUCGUCCGGCAAGAUCAAAGUAAAUUGCACGGCGGCGAUGCGAUCGAUCGGCAACGGCUCAGUUAUGUUAAUCCGAUCACGUACAAGCCGUAUUAUCAUAAAAAUGUCUAUGUGGCGAAACCGCUAACGCCUUCCGAGAUAACUGAAGCCCUUAGAAGAUACUGGUCUCCGCAGCUAGAUAUAGCGGGUCCAUUUAAUAGAUGGUCCAUGAGAAGGCCGCAUUUAAAGCUACUUUCAUGUUAGAUGUAAAGAUCUGAGAGGUGAGAGCAUUUCAUAUAUAACAUCAUUCUCUGAAGGAAAAUGCUCAAGUUAUUAUGGGAAAAUUUGUGCUGUAAUGGCAAUAAAUUUGGGAAAUGUGAUAUGUAAGACGUGCAAUCUUAAAAUUGACUUGCUUUUUAUUGACAUUAUCUUGAUUUCUUGUACACGUUCGAUCUUUCUAAUUCUAAUUCUUUACAUGAGACCGCGUUGUCUUUUUCUCGCUCCCGCAUCUUUAAUAUAUUACAAAAUUGAAGAAAAUUGUCAUGUAAUAAUCUCAGAGAUUGCUUGAUUAUCCCGAUAAUUACAGUAUUCUCUGUACAUUUUACAUUUGAUAGUCCCUGAUUGCUCGUUAAAAGACCGUUAUUAUUAUAUUACAAUCGCUACUCUUGUGUAACUAUCGCGAUGUGUCCGCAACCUUGGCAUUCAUUGUACUCUUCAUAAAAUAUAUCGAGAUUUCUCUUUA